UGACGACCCAGGGCGGCCCCGGAGGCGGCAAGCGUCGCAUGCAGUGCCAGUGCCGCGACAAGACGAGACAACCGCGGCUGUUGGACAUUCGUGACUUUUUUUGCGACCAGCCGGCCAGUCGCCAACACGUCCUCGACCUCUGGGACUCGUCUCGUCUCUCGCAUAGUGCUUGUUGAGCAGUCAUCGCCGUAACACCGCCAGCCAUGGCUGUCACCAAGCUCCAGGCGGCCAAGAGUGCCCAUGUCAACAUGAUGACCGACACCAUCAUCAACAACAUGGAUCCCCAGGGCCUCCGCAUCAUCAUGCGCUCCCUUCUCGCCGCUCACCCGGAAAUCACCUCUACCCUCGAGGCCGAGACCACGAGAUACAUCAACGACGCCGUCUUGCCCGCCAUCAGCGCCCGCUGCUCCCAGCCCAACGGCGCCCACGCCACCAUCACAGGCGGCCCUUCUAGCCUGGACCUCUUCCAGAAUGACCUCCGCACAGUCAGAUGCAUGGUCGGUUGCGGCCAGGUCCUCCAGAGCCUGUCCUUGCUCGGCAGCCUCGUCAGCCAGGCCACGACUCUCUCCCUCCAGAGCCAGAACGGCACAAGCACGGCCUCUUCAAAUUUGGAUAGAGUUCUUGCCGCCACGGGUGGUGAUGUCGUGCAGACCAUGACCGCCAUUGAGAAGACACUCUUCACCUCGUCCGGCUCGCGAAAGCUGACCGACGACGAGCGAUCCUCGAUAAGGCAGCUCUACCAGCCAUUACUGGAGUCACUGGACAAGUGCAGGGCCAGUGACAAGGAGUAUCCCUUUGAGAGAGCGCUCAUCGCCACCGCGAGCUUGUUGGGUGAGCCGCAGCCAGUAUUCGAGGCGAGCAGUGCCAAUGUGUCACAGAACGGGUCUAGACAAGAGGUCAAGGAAACUUUCUCUCUCAACGGGCGUGCGUUGCCUCGCAUCUUCUCGGGGCUAUGGCAACUGUCCAGUCCGGCAUGGGGUUCGGCGCCAACAACAAAAAUCAUUGCUCAGUUCUCAUCACAUGUGGCGAGCGGAUUCACUGCCUUUGACAUGGCGGAUCAUUACGGCGAUGCAGAGAUCUUGGUGGGCAAAUUUCUCUCAUCGUAUCCCGCCAAGGGAGACCUUUUUGCAGCCACCAAAUACUGUGUCUUCCACCCCAUGACCCUCACACGGGAAGCCGUUGAGGCCAACAUUUCAGAAAGAUGCCGGCGGCUGCAGGUCGACCGUAUCGAUCUGCUCCAGUUUCACUGGCAAUUUUACAAUGACCCCACAUACCUCGAUGCCAUUCGGUACAUUGCAGAAGACAAGCGUGUCGCGGCUCUCGGCUUGUGCAACUUUGAUACGGAGCACAUGGAGAAAUGUCUCCAGCAGGGCGUCAAAAUACACAGCAACCAGGUUCAGUUCUCUCUGAUUGACUCCCGUCCCGUCGUCCGCAUGGGCAAGGUUUGCGAGGCCAACGACGUCAAACUGCUUACCUAUGGAACACUGUGUGGAGGUUUCCUCUCCGAGAAGUGGCUCGAUGCGCCCGAGCCCGACCUCUACGACGAGGCCGUCACUCCCAGCCAGCGCAAGUACUACGGCGUGAUCCGCGCCUGGGGCGACUGGUCUCUCUUCCAGGAGCUCCUACGCGCUCUCAAGGCCAUCGCCACCAAGCACGCCGUGGACAUAUCCAACGUCGCCACGCGCUGGGUGCUUGACUUCCCGUACGUCGGGGCGGUGAUUGUCGGCGCGCGGAUGGGCAUCAGCGAGCACACGAGCGAGAACUUGGCGAGUUUUGGGUGGUCUCUGGAUCAGGAGGACCAGGCUGCUAUUGAUGCGGUGCUGGCGAAGAGCCGGCGCAUGGAAAUGUUUGAGGCAAUGGGUGACUGUGGAGGGGAGUACAGGUAAUGUAGAAAGUCUGGCGGUGUCUCUUCGGAAUGAAGACUCCUAUUAAUUUUCACCAUGCUGGCCCCGUAGCUUGAUAUUGGCACAACUUUUAAAUGCGCAAGGUUA
Molecule: messenger RNA, 1991 nt
Organism: Microdochium trichocladiopsis
Lineage: Eukaryota; Fungi; Ascomycota; Sordariomycetes; Xylariales; Microdochiaceae
Product: aldo/keto reductase
Exons: 5
Coding region: 204-1886 (560 amino acids)
Source: RefSeq, a predicted model, not a curated record